GCACGACUCUUUCCACUUUCACACUUUCGCACUUUCGCUACUAAACCAAACAUCCAUCAAAAUGAAGUUCGCCAUCACCGCACUUUUUGCCGGCCUUGCCGUUGCCGAGAACGUCACCAUCUCCAACUUCCUCUACGUCGGUGUCAGCGGCUACGACCAGAUCUCUUUCAGCCUAUCCGUGGACGACAUCAACUGCGGCGCUGACCACUACGUGAUUGGUGGUAUGUACGCCUGCGACAACAAGGCGUGGACCUUCCAGAUCAACGAGGCACAAGGCCACCAAAUCAAGUUGCUACACGCUGUCAACGGCAAAACUCUUUCCGGCGACUUCGACAUCAAGAUGAACGGUCCUAUCACAACUGUGAGACAGCAGAUUGGUACUUCCACAGCCGAAUUGAACUAGAGCGCGGUUUUCUUAUUGGGAUAGAAAGCGAGGAUUAGAGCAAUCCUCGAGGUACAACUGGAUGGUGGUGAUACAUCGCCGGUGACAUGAAUAGACUUACGAUGCUCACACAAAUAAUGAUAAAUUGAAAUAUAUCACAAAAAUGCGAAUUCCAA
Parastagonospora nodorum SN15 is the source of this 558-nucleotide messenger RNA. RefSeq lists its product as hypothetical. Bases 62 to 403 code for a protein of 113 amino acids. The record is from RefSeq and is a predicted model, not a curated record. NCBI's taxonomy places the organism in Eukaryota, Fungi, Ascomycota, Dothideomycetes, Pleosporales, Phaeosphaeriaceae. The transcript is spliced from 2 exons.